AUGGCGGCGUCCUCCACAGCGACUGCCGGAGCUCUCAUGGCUCCUACACUGCCACCCGGCAAAGCCCCCAGGCCCUCUUCCUCUAGUACCUUUGCUGUGUCCCAGCUCGAGGAUCGGGCCACCUCCGCCCUUCUGGCGACCAGCUCACGGGUGUCACCGUACGUGGAGGGUGGAGGGAUUCCCGCGCAGCCUGGCACUGGAGCGGCCUGGCAAUGGCGUCCGUCAGUGCCUGGUGGAGCGCAGUGUCCCUGGAUCGAAAUGGCAGACCAUCCCCGCUACAGCUGCCAUCCACUGCACCGCCAAGUCCUCGCAGCCCGGCCACCUGCCCUACCCCGGUUACAGGAGCCAUACAACCCCCGCCGCUGCCACCACCCCUACAACAGACCGUCGGCUGACCCUUCCGGCCACACUCCAGCAAGGACCCCCCCACCUACGCCGCUGUUUGCCCCCACCACCUUGAUCAUCGCUGACAGUAUUGCAUGA
Molecule: messenger RNA, 483 nt
Organism: Xyrichtys novacula (pearly razorfish)
Lineage: Eukaryota; Metazoa; Chordata; Actinopteri; Labriformes; Labridae
Source: the annotation of a GenBank genome assembly